This is a messenger RNA of Symphalangus syndactylus (siamang), 1041 nucleotides long. It is a transcript of the gene YJEFN3, whose product is annotated as YjeF N-terminal domain containing 3. Gene Ontology annotation, molecular function: NAD(P)HX epimerase activity. Lineage: Eukaryota; Metazoa; Chordata; Mammalia; Primates; Hylobatidae. Gene Ontology annotation, cellular component: mitochondrion. The record is from RefSeq and is a predicted model, not a curated record.
CUGCCUCCUUCCACGGAUGCGCUUAAAAGGCGGUGGCGGUAGCGGCAGCGCCCGGCGCCCCGGCUCACCUCAGCCAUGAGCAGCGCAGCCGGCCCAGACCCGUCGGAGGCGCCCGAGGAGCGGCGUUUCCUCAGGUCAGCUGGGGAGAGACCCCCACUCUCCAUCUCUCCCGACAUGGGAAGAGCUGAGCUUAGCUCAAAUGCUACCACCUCCCUUGUCCAGAGGAGGAAACAGGCCUGGGGAAGGCAGUCAUGGCUAGAGCAGAUUUGGAACACAGGGGCUGUUUGCCAGAGCACCGCGGAGGCAGCCGCCCUGGAGCGGGAGCUGCUGGAGGAUUAUCGCUUUGGGCGGCAGCAGCUCGUGGAGCUGUGCGGUCAUGCUAGUGCCGUGGCUGUGACCAAGGCGUUCCCGUUGCCCGCUCUUUCCCGGAAGCAGAGGACGGUGCUAGUCGUGUGCGGCCCAGAGCAGAACGGGGCAGUGGGGCUGGUCUGUGCCCGGCACCUGCGGGUGUUUGAGUACGAACCCACCAUCUUCUACCCCACACGCUCGCUGGACCUGCUGCAUCGGGACCUGACCACCCAGUGCGAGAAGAUGGACAUCCCCUUCCUGAGCUACCUGCCCGCUGAGGUGCAGCUCAUUAAUGAAGCCUACGGGCUGGUAGUGGACGCCGUGCUGGGCCCAGGCGUGGAGCCGGGCGAGGUCGGGGGCCCCUGCACCCGCGCGCUGGCCACGCUCAAGCUGCUGUCCAUCCCCCUCGUGAGCCUGGACAUCCCCUCAGGCUGGGACGCAGAGACCGGCAGCGAUUCGGAGGACGGGCUGCGGCCUGACGUGCUGGUGUCUCUCGCGGCGCCCAAGCGCUGCGCCGGCCGCUUCUCCGGGCGCCACCACUUCGUGGCCGGCAGGUUCGUGCCCGACGACGUGCGCCGCAAGUUCGCUCUGCGCCUGCCGGGAUACACGGGCACCGACUGCGUCGCGGCACUGUGACCGCCACCCGCGCCCACACCGCUGGGACCCUCGCCAAUAAAGAGCCCUCCCACCACC